UUGGGUUAAAAAGGAGCGUAAACAUGAAUUUGGAAUUAUUAGAAACCUUCGGUCAAAAUUAUCCAGAGGAAUUUGAUGGUGCAUUGGACUGUGUGAGUAUUGCAAUCACCUGCGCCUUUAACCGUCAGGGCACUUUGCUGGCUGUUGGUUGUAACGAUGGCCGCCUGGUACUGUGGGAUUUUCUCACUCGUGGAAUCUCAAAAGUCAUCAACGCGCACGUUCAUCCAGUGUGCACAUUGAGCUGGAGCAGAAAUGGUCGUAAGCUGUUGAGUGCUGCGACGGACAACACAGUGUCAAUAUGGGAUGUUCUGCAAGGCGAAAUAGAGAAGACCUUUCGCUUCCCGUCACCGAUCCUUAAAGUACAGUUUCACCCAAGAAGCAGUGAAAAGUUCUUGGUUUGCCCAAUGAAGCAUGCUUCGGUCACGAUGAACAUGGAAGUCGGACAUAAACUGAUUCCCCUGGAUGAUGAUUCUGAUCUGAACAUAGUGGCUUCGUAUGACCGGAGGGGAAAACACAUCUACACUGGCAACGCAAAAGGAAGGGUAUGUGUGUUUACUGAAGAUGGUCACAAGCUGAAGGCAUCAUUCCGUGUUACUACGGGAACUCUUAACACCACCGCUAUAAAGUCCAUAGAGUUUGCAAGGAGGGGAGAUUGUUUCCUGGUAAACUCAGCAGACCGGAUUAUUCGCGUGUAUGAAAGCGGGGAAGUUCUGGCGUGUGCGAAGGAUGGGGAACCAGAACCCAUACAGAAGCUACAGGACCUCGUCAACAAAACAAUGUGGAAGAAGUGUUGUUUCUCCGGUGAUGGAGAGUUUAUCGUGGCAGGCUCUGCCAAGCAGCACACACUCCAUAUCUGGGAGAAAGCAGUUGGCAACCUCGUGAAAAUCCUCCACGGAACUAAGGGAGAACUUCUACUUGAUGUUGCUUGGCAUCCAGUGCGGCCAAUCAUCGUGUCCAUCUCGAGUGGUGUGGUGUCUGUCUGGGCGCAGAAUCAAGUGGAAAACUGGAGUGCGUUUGCCCCAGACUUCAAAGAACUGGAUGAGAAUGUGGAAUACGAUGAGCGAGAGUCCGAGUUUGACAUUGCCGAGGAGGGAAUGGAGAAAAAGGAUCUUAAGGAGGACGAGGAGGAUGUGGAUGUGGAUGUGACCACUGUGGAGCCCAUCCAGGCUUUUGUCAGCAGUGAUGAGGAGGAUGACGAUGGAGAUGCCCUUCUUUACCUGCCCGUUGCCCCAGAGAUAGAGGAACCAGAGGAAGGCUGGUCGCUCCAACCUGACCCUCAGGAGGAGAGCCAGAGUAAAAGAAAAGGGUCACAGCCCACCCCUGAUUCUGCCAAAAAGGCCAGAGUUAGGGCCCUUGAUGUUGAUCUGGAGAAUGCCCCAACCGAUGAGAUCCACCCAUUGUUAAAUAUUAAAAAACCCAAUGAGAAAGUUCCCCGCAAACCAAGCACAAAGACAAAGGUGAAACCCGGCAAGUCAGAUCGCUCCAAACAUAAAGAUUGAAGAAGCGAAUGCUUAAUGGAAGAUGCAGAAAUCUUACACAAUGAUGCGGACUGCGUUUGUUCACGAUCACUAAGUUUGUUCACGAACAAACGUAUGAGCUGUAGUGUACAAAUGAACUGCUGUAUAACUUGGCAGGACUGGUGAAAGAGUAAGCCUGCUAUUUGAAACUGUGUUUUGCACAUGAUAAAGCAGUUUACUUUUCAUAGAUCUGAACUUUCUAUGAUUUACUUCCAAUGAAACAUUUUGUGUUUGUAUAUGUUUAAUAUAUUAUUGACUAGAAAACAAUGCCAUUUUCAUUUUUUUAAAACCUUGUGUUCAUUUCCUCCUAGAGUUUCCAUUAAUGCAAUAUCCAGCUGGCUGGUCUAAAACACAUAACUUAGUUGUGUACAUGUAGAUUCUAUACUUGAUCGAAGGUUGUACCUUAAAGAUGCACUCUUACUCCCAAAUCGGAUUUACCACAAUUAAUACAAUUGUUUUAAUAUACCAAAAAGGAUGAAUAAAUGUCAAAAACAAUGGUUCUAAUGACUGAAUCCGAGUUUAGUUUGAAAGAAAGGUGCAGAAAACAGUAGUUCUACCUUAUGAGACCAAAGAUCACAGUUAAUCUUUUAGCACUCACCAUCAUUUAUUAUUUUGCAUUUUCAGCUUUUAAAUACACGGUUACAGUCUUGUUAUUAGUAAUUAAUAUUUUCCAUAAAUUCAUUAUUAGUAAUAAGUAGUUAAAGGUAUAUUACUCAAAAUUUAUGUUUGUUUACAUGUGUAUGUAUUAAUUUUGAAUGAGAGUGUCUCUUUAAAAACCAAUUCAUCAUGAUUGAUAGAAAAGACAAAAUGUCGCCUUAGCACAAAAUGUUAUGUAGCUAAUUGUUUUAGAUGCUCGACGACAGAAGAAAUGUUAUACGUGUAUGUCUGUUUAUGAGAUGAAGUGUACAAAUGUACUGCUGUCAUUCGGAACUCUUCGGCCAUAUUUAUCGAAAACGACCUCGGAUGUAUAUGGACGGUUUACAUACUCGGAAUUCGGUAUGUUUGAGUCCACUGCAUGUAGAUCGCGUUGUAAUUUAAUUUAGUAGAUAAACUUAAUGAGACUUAAAUCUUUGGAAUGAUUCAAUCUUAUUUAUGUUUGCAAUAAAACACUUCACUGGCAAUCAAUUUUAAACUUAGAUCAACAAGUACAAGCUAAAAUACUACAUAGAAAUUAAUGAUAUAAUUCAAAAAAAUACGAACUACUUCAACUGAUGUACCGGCAUGCAUCCGAGGUUGUUUUUAAUAAAACAAUGGCCGAGGAGCUCCGAAUGGUACUGCUUUAUGUCUUGGCAGGACUGGUUGAGUGAGUCUGUUGGUUUGAAAAAAUUGAGAUAUACAUCCCUUGUUAAAACAAGUUAUUGAUAUCAUAGUUAUGAAUUUUCUAUGAUUUUAUUUCCAAUGAAACAUGGUGCAUUUUAUGAUUUGUAUAUUUGUAAUGUAUUACUGACAUGAAAAUAAAAAUGCCCGGAUUCA
Messenger RNA from Mya arenaria, 2990 nucleotides. Its product is annotated as retinoblastoma-binding protein 5 homolog. Bases 24 to 1499 code for a protein of 491 amino acids. Lineage: Eukaryota; Metazoa; Mollusca; Bivalvia; Myida; Myidae. The record is from RefSeq and is a predicted model, not a curated record. The transcript has 16 exons. Gene Ontology annotation, cellular component: Set1C/COMPASS complex. Gene Ontology annotation, molecular function: protein binding.